This is a messenger RNA of Hemicordylus capensis (graceful crag lizard), 3688 nucleotides long. It is a transcript of the gene PFKP, whose product is annotated as phosphofructokinase, platelet. NCBI's taxonomy places the organism in Eukaryota, Metazoa, Chordata, Lepidosauria, Squamata, Cordylidae. Gene Ontology annotation, cellular component: cytoplasm; membrane; 6-phosphofructokinase complex. The transcript is spliced from 24 exons. Gene Ontology annotation, biological process: fructose 6-phosphate metabolic process; canonical glycolysis; fructose 1,6-bisphosphate metabolic process. The record is from RefSeq and is a predicted model, not a curated record. Gene Ontology annotation, molecular function: monosaccharide binding; ATP binding; 6-phosphofructokinase activity. The coding region runs from base 328 to 3267 and encodes 979 amino acids.
CCUUGCCCCAUUCUCUUUCUGAAAAUCACAUAAAUAUUACCACAUAAAACAAAUCCCAAAGGGAAGUCAAGACAAUUGAGCCCACUUAGGGCAACAGGAACCUUAGAAAUAACAGUAUUUUUUUUAAAAAAAAAAAACAAAACCUGAGAGUGACAUGGUUGGAGCAGAUUGUCAUUUAGGAGACAGUUGGCGACAGUUUAAAAUGACAGUUGAUCUGAAAAACUUCAGCUCACUGCUUGAAACUGUUGUAAGCUUUGUGUGAGAAAAAGAGGAUUACAGACUGAACCACGGGCCAGUUUCUGAGAGGAAACGCACAGCAGCACAGCCAUGUCAGAAGACAGGAACCAAUCGUUUUACAGCAUAAAGAUACAAGCUUUCAGCCUACACACAGUGCGGCGUCCUGCCUCCCAGGGUUCCGCGGAGCACCGGCAGCCAGGGACUCCACGCUCUUCCUCGCCCAGGGAAGGAGUAGAAGCAGGCGCUUCUCAGGAAGCUGCUCCGCCCAGGGAAGAAACCCCGGCUCCGCGGGGAGAUCCUCCGCCCAAGGAAGAAACCCCGACUCCUCGGAUAACCCUUUCGCCCAAGGAAGAGACCGCAGCUCCUCGGAUAACCCUUUCGCCCAAGGAAGAGACAGCAGCUCCUCGGAUAACCCUUUCGCCCAAGGAAGACAGCCCAGCUCGCUGGGGAACCACUUCGCUCCAGGAGGCAGCGGCGCGUUCGGGGGCUUCUACACCCGAAACAGUUUCGCGGAAAGCCAGCCACAUCUCUUCCGACAACAUGCCCGACAAGAAGUUCUUCGAGAACCUCUCGGGAGCCGAGAAAGCCAUCGGGGUGCUGACCAGCGGCGGUGAUGCACAAGGUAUGAAUGCAGCAGUCCGUGCAGUAGUGCGUAUGGGAAUCUAUGUUGAAGCAAAAGUAUAUUUUAUCUAUGAGGGGUACCAAGGUAUGGUUGAUGGAGGUGAAAACAUUGUUGAAGUUUCAUGGGAAAGUGUUUCAAGCAUCCUCCAAGUGGGAGGGACAGUUAUUGGCAGUGCACGCUGCAAAGCUUUUCGAACUCGGGAAGGUCGUCUGCAGGCGGCCUGCAAUCUGGUGAAGUGUGGAAUCACUAACCUUUGCGUGAUUGGUGGGGAUGGCAGUUUAACAGGUGCUAAUCUUUUCCGCGAAGAGUGGAGUGGCCUGUUAGAGGAGUUGGCGCGCAAUGGUGAGAUUGAAGAAGAGGCUGUUAAGAAAUACGCUUACCUCAAUAUUGUGGGAAUGGUUGGCUCCAUCGACAAUGACUUCUGCGGCACAGAUAUGACUAUCGGUACUGACUCGGCCUUGCACAGAAUCAUUGAAGUUGUGGAUGCCAUCAUGACCACAGCUCAAAGCCAUCAGAGGACCUUUGUCCUGGAGGUGAUGGGACGGCAUUGCGGGUACCUAGCUCUUGUUAGUGCCUUAGCCUGUGGCGCAGAUUGGGUCUUUAUUCCUGAAUAUCCACCUGAGGAAGGAUGGGAAGAUCACAUGUGUGAGAAGCUUUCUGAGAACCGUGCAAGAAAGAAAAGGCUGAAUAUUAUAAUUGUAGCAGAAGGUGCUAUUGAUUCCCAUAACAAAGCUAUAACUUCAGAACAAAUUAAGGAUCUGGUGGUGAAGCGGCUAGGGUUUGAUACUCGUGUAACUAUCCUUGGCCACGUGCAAAGAGGAGGCACGCCUUCUGCUUUUGAUAGGAUAUUGGCAAGCCGCAUGGGAGUCGAGGCUGUCCUUGCCCUUCUAGAAGCCACACCUGAAACUCCUGCUUGUGUUGUGUCCCUGUCUGGAAACCAAGCUGUCCGCCUGCCUUUGAUGGAGUGUGUGCAGAUGACCCAAGAUGUGCAGAAAGCCAUGGAUGACAGAAGAUUCCUUGAUGCUGUGCAACUCCGUGGAAGGAGUUUUGAGAACAACUUGAAUACCUACAAGCUAUUGUCUACCAAAAGGCUAGCUGCUGAGCUUCCCAAGAGUAACUUCAAUGUCGCUAUUUUAAAUGUAGGGGCUCCAGCAGCUGGGAUGAAUGCCGCGGUCCGAUCUGCAGUAAGAACCGGUAUAACAGAAGGACACAAAAUGUUUGCUGUCACUGAUGGUUUUGAAGGCUUUUCUAGGGGGCAGAUCAAAGAAAUCAGCUGGGGAGAUGUUGGAGGUUGGACUGGCCAAGGCGGGUCGAUUCUUGGCACAAAGCGUACACUCCCUGCAAAAAUUUUGGAGAAGAUUGCAGAACAGAUGCGUGCUUAUAACAUCAGUGCCCUCCUAGUUAUUGGUGGAUUUGAGGCCUACCUGGGACUUUUGGAACUCUCCGCUGCCCGGGAGAAAUAUGACGAGUUAUGUAUUCCCAUGGUUAUGGUUCCUGCAACCGUAUCCAACAAUGUACCAGGUUCUGAUUUCAGCAUUGGUGCAGACACUGCUCUGAACACUAUAACUGAUGCCUUUGAGAGCUGCCUGCAGUUAGCUGAAGCACGGUCCCGCUUUGAGGAAUUUUGCAUACCUAUCUGUGUGUUGCCUGCUACUAUUAGCAACAAUGUGCCUGGCACUGACUUCAGUAUCGGUGCUGACACUGCCCUGAAUGCCAUUGUAGAGACCUGCGACAGAAUCAAACUAUCAGCGAGUGGGACAAAGCGGCGUGUGUUCAUCAUCGAGACGAUGGGUGGCUACUGUGGGUACCUGGCAAAUAUGGGGGGCCUUGCUGCGGGAGCUGAUGCUGCAUACAUCUUCGAAGAGAAGUUUGAUAUUCGGGAGCUCCAGGCCAAUGUGGAGCAUCUGACUGCAAAGAUGAAAACUGGCAUUCAGCGUGGUUUGGUACUGAGGAAUGAAAACUGCAAUGACAAUUAUACGACAGACUUCAUUUACCAGCUCUAUUCUGAGGAAGGCAAAGGAGUCUUUGACUGCAGAAAGAACGUGUUGGGUCACAUGCAGCAGGGUGGUGCCCCUUCUCCAUUUGACAGAAACUUUGGGACAAAAAUUUCUGCAAAAGCUGUGCUGUGGAUCUCUAAUAAACUGAAAGAAUGCUAUCGAAGAGGAAAGAUAUUUGCCAACACUGAGGAAUCUGUCUGUCUCUUGGGAAUGCGCCGGAGGACUCUUCUGUUCCAGCCUGUGGCCCAGCUGAAAGACGAGACUGAUUUUGUGCACCGAAUCGCCAAGGAACAGUGGUGGCUCAAGCUACGUCCCCUGAUGAAAAUUCUGGCCAAAUACAAGACCAGCUAUGACAUUUCUGAUUCAGGCCAGUUAGAGCAUGUGCACAGACCAAGUUCAGUCGAGGCUUGAGUUGACAAUCCCCAGUUGUCACAUUGUUAAAAGUUGUCAUAGCUUUCCAUUGUGUCUCGUCAAUGCUUUAGAAUGCGCGUUACAGCUUCUUUUUGUAACAUCUAAGUUAUUGUACCAGCACUUUAUGUGAAAAAAGCAACCAUCACAGAAGUUCUCUACCUGGUAUUGUCUUAGGCUUCUAAAGAAAAACAAACUUACAAUCCACACACAAACCCUCAUGCCUAACUUAAAGAAACCCAAUUACCAAAUGUGUUCCUUACAAAUAACCUGUGCAAACCGGUUCUAUGCACUCAGUGUGAUGUUAUUCAUCUCUUGUACUUUUACCAGAGGUAGUGUUUACACGAGCAAAUAUGAUAGAAGCUUAGUUUUGUGUCAAAGGAAUCUUCUGUAUACCCAGGUGGAAUAAAAAUAUACAAUAUUA